UAGGCAAUGGCGGCCUAUUACAUGCCCAAUACAUUAUUAGAUGAAUGCUCUAAAAUUAAUUAUUAAAGGUUUGGGAGAAUAAGAUUUUAGACGCUGAAGAAUACUUAUCCUUAUUGAAAUGGAUAAAGAAAAUAUUGGUAGAAUUCCCAGGGAAUUGUUGCACGAACAACACGAAAGGCUGUCAAACAAACACAUCCAAACGCUCAGUUUCCUACAAGAAUUGGCAAAUGAAAACAAAGUUUUGAAAGAAAGAGUAAAGUUACUGGAGGUAUAUUUCAUGUUAAAUAACUGAAAAUAAAAAUAAACUAUCUGCCUACACAAGCAUUCUAUUAUGUUUCCCGCCUUUCAGUAGGAUUGGCCUGGUUUUAGUUGUAGACACCAUAAAUUGCCAUAAAAUGUCCAUAAUAAUUAUUAAUAUCAUAAUCGUUAGGCUUUGGAAAAGUUCGCCUUUGUCCUACAAUAUAGACUACAUCACCAUAGAAAAUUCAUACAUUUUUACCAGUGGCGUAGGAAGGGUGGUACAGACGGGGUGGCAAUGCUUUUUGUUAUGUGAAAGUGAAAGGUUGGCGGGUUGGCAUUUUCAGCAAAUUGUCAAUUGCAUCCAUAAGGCAUAAUAGUUUUUGUUUUGUGGAAUGGGGUAGAAAAUAAGACACACCCCAGAGAGCACUAAGCCUAGCGAUGCCACUGGUUAUUACAAUUAGUAAUAACAAUAAGAAAUUACAAUUAACAUAGAUGUAAAUAUUUUUUAAAAAUAACUUAAACAUGAUUUACUUUGAUAGAUUAUUCACUAGUGUCUUAAGCCAAGAAAAUUUGAAAAACUUCAUUUUAUUUGUCUCUCCUGUCAAGUUUGCUAAAAUUUAUAAGGGAAAAUAAAUAGGGUGCUAGGCACCAAAAAUAAAUUAUAAACCAAUGGAGCUCAUUUUAUACUAACCAUUAGUUAUAGUAUAGGAUAGAACUAGAGCAGGAAAAUGCUAAGCCAGCUUUAAUUUUAAUAUUUAUUUAUUAGAUCCUUAUAAAUUUGUAUAAUAAUGUGAAGAUUUUAUUAUUUUAAGGAAUCAUUAGGAGAGUGUAAAGACUUACAUGUGUUUGCCAAGAACAGCAAUGCAGAAAUUCAAAAUAUAAAAGAGGCAUAUGUGGCACGUGCAAAUGAAAUUAAAAAGAUGUCAGAUAGACACAGGCUUGAGGUAUAAGUUUAUGAAAUGGUAAUUUUAUUUUUUUAAGCAUACAAAUUUGUUCUUUCACCUUAUACAAUUAAAUCAAUACUUCAUUAAAAUACCUCCUUUUUCAUAUAUAAACUAAUUGGGUGUAAUCAUUUUUAAAUCACCAUAGUUGAUGCAGAUGGAAGAGACAAAAUCUGAAUUAGAGAGAGAGCUUAAAGAACAGAUACUGAAGGUUAGUUACUACUAACAAUAUUUGGAACAUUAAUCUUAAUUCCUUUAUUUUUUGUACAGAUAUAUAAGGCUAAGCAAUAAUCAUCAUUAUCCCUUAUUUAGUAUUCUCCCAUUUGUUUGUGUUGGAGUAGAGGAAAUAAACUUGACAUCUUUUGCUAACUAUUUUAUUUGUUAUCAUUAGGUUUUAUAUUAUGUAUAUUGUGGAGAGGUUUGUUAUUAUCUUUAUUGUGAAGAGAAAAUAUUUGCACACCAAGCACACUUAAAUGGAUUAGUUCACAUUUCUUUGAUAGCUGGGAUUAUUUCAGGCAAAGCAAGAAAUCAUUUGCAUAUUUAUUAGCCUUGUCUUAGAAAUGUUAAAUUGUAAUUUUUUUUGUGUGCAUUUUUCUUCACAAAGUCAAGUUUAUUGUUUCUAUCUAUAAAAUUCUUGGGAUAAAUAUGGCGAUGUAGAUCAACUAUUAAACUUUGAAAUCUUGAACAGAAAGAAAUGUUACGUCACUGAGUUUGAGAUAAUUCCACAACCAAAUCUAAUAUUCUUCACAACAAAUUUUGUAAACUAAUCACAAAGGCUACGCAAUUAAAUUUUGCUAUCAGUUCUAGAAUAAAACUAAAUAUGAUUUUUAUUACAUAGGCUUAUGCGAGUUGGAUUAUUUCUAUAAUACAAUAUAAAAACUUAAAAAGUAACUUUUUGGCUUAUUAUUAUGAAAUGCUGUCAUUUAACUUUGAUCUCUUUAUCAAAUUUUGCUUGGCCUUAUUAAAUUACAAGAUAUAAUAAAGUUAGGCAAACAUUAGAGCAAUCCUGAACAAGUAUUAAUUUAAUGUUAAAAAUGAUAAGCUAGCAUACAUUUUCUAAUAAUUCUUGACAGUCUUUAAUCUUGAAUUAUAAAUGGUUUAUCUAUUAUAUAUAUAAAAAACAUUUCUUCAGGAAAGAGUUCUAUGACCUGCUCUCUUACUCAGCUUUAAAUAAAUUAUUGCAAUUUAAUUCUUUAAAUUUAUUUGAUAGAUGCAUCAAGAAAUUGAAGCUCUUAAAGAAGCAAAUGCAGAUUUGAGAGAAACUGCAGCAGAGGAGAAGAAUAAUGAUAGAAAUCAGAAUGUUCAGGUAAAGUAAAUGCAUUAAAAAAUUCAAAGCAUAAUAAAUGAUUAUGUCUCUUUUGAUAAAAUUUUUAUGUACAGCGCGGUGAGCCCAGCCCUAGGCUGGGGUACCACGCUAUAUGAGACGUCUAAUUAUUAUUAUUAUACUUUUUAUUUUAAAAAAAUGAUGUGAAUAUAACAGGUGUAGAAUUAGAUGUCUUUUUAAAAAAAUAUAUAUAUAUGCAGAACUGAUUACCCCUACAUAUCUAAAAUGAUUUUCAAUAAGCAAUGCAAAACUCAUAAAAUUAAAAUAUAACUAUUUUUUAAAUUACAACAAAAUCAGAUUCUGCAGAAGGAAAAUGAAGAUUUGUCAGGAGAAUUAGAAAGUGUGCGCAGUGACCUGAAAAUAUUUCAGUCAAAGAAAGCUAGUGAAAUGUCAAAAUUACAAGAUCUUAAAGAAGAAAACAAACUUCUGAAAGAAAACUUACAAGAAAAUCAGCAGAAAGCAAAUGAAUUAGAAUUUAGGCUUGAUAAGGCUCUUGGUGAACUCUCAGAGAAGUCAAAAAAUGAGGUUAGUUGUUUCGUUUUGUUAAAAAAAAACUAUUUAGAGAUUGUGUGUUGUUAAAAAUAAAUUAAAAAACCCCUAAAAAAAGUUUUUCGUAUAAAUCCUAAAUAAAAUGUAAUAUUGAGCAGAGCAAUGGGGAAUGAUAAUGCAACAAAAACUUGCAUACAAGUAAUGCACUUUAUAAAAACCCUCAUUAGUGCUCCUCUCCCCCCCCCCCCCCCCCCCCCCCCCCCCCCCCCCCCCCCCCGCGGCUGGCAACUGCACAUUUUUUGUAACACCCCUAAACCAUAUUAAUAUUUUAAUACCCUGCUCGCUUUUACAGCACAGAUUUAUUUCACCAAUUAUUUCAGAAAAACAAAAGAAAAUAUUACACACUAAGAGCACUUGCGAGAUUUGUUUUCUAAAAAUCUUAUUCAUCUGGCGCAGUUAUCGGGAAUUUUCCCUCAUGUUCCCCUUGAAAAACUGAUUUUUGGGGGUUGGGCUGAAACUUUUUAGAAUGUAUUGUCAUCAGCAACAAGUGUAUGUGCCAAGUUUCAGCUUUAUAGGUUGACGGUAAGUGGGUCAAUUAGCUGUCCGAAAAUUUUUGCUAGCCACAAACAAAAGCAAAGUUAAUAUAAAGGUUUUAAAAAAGUAAAAUGAUUGCCUCUAUGCAGAAAGCGAAGCAAUUUAUAACAUAUUUAAAUACUUAUGAAAAUCUUACAUUGUUAGUUUUAGGGGUAAAAAAAAAGAAAGAAAGAUCAUUCAUGAGAUUCAGGGUAAUGCGACAACAGAAGAGCUGUGGAUGAAAUUCAAGACAACAAUCACUGAUGCAGUGAUGAAAUUCAUACCACACAAGACCUCAAAACCUAAGACAAAUCAACCAUGGGUUACGGCUGAAAUCCAAAGGCUCAUACACAGGAGAGACCGCCAGUACAAACGUAUGAAGAAGAAUGGGUCGGUCGAACUAAAAGCCGAAGUACUGAGGCUCCGAAGAACCAUCCAACGCUUACUGCGCAGAUCCUACUGGAACUACCUGAACGGCAUCUUCUCAGAGGAAGAUACUACCGCCAAGAACAAGCGGUUCUGGAGCUAUGUCAAGCAUCAAAGGUCAACAAACAUCGGAGUUUCCCCCCUGAGAUGGGAAGGCAAGUUGACGUCUGAACCCAAAGAACAGGCGGACAUACUCAAUCAACAGUUCCAGUCGGUCUUUGGGGAUGGUAGAGAGUACUCAGAAGUUGAGUUCCUGCUGAAGACCAAGAUGAUGAGCACAGCCUAUCCCACCAUGGAAGAUAUCAAGAUCUCAGAGAAGGGUGUGCUGGAACUUCUUAAAACCAUUAACCCCUUCAAGGCAUGUGGUCCUGACAACAUCAAGCCACGAGUGCUAAAAGAAUUGGCCGAAGAAAUCGCUCCUGCAUUAACAAUCCUUUUCCAAUCGUCGCUAUUCACAGGCAAAGUUCCAACUGACUGGAGAACAGCGUAUGUCACUCCGAUCUACAAAAAAGGAGAACAUUACGACCCAGCCAAUUACCGCCCUGUAUCCCUCACUAGCGUAGUAUGUAAACUAUUGGAACACAUAAUCGUAAGCGCGGUCAUGAAUCACCUGGAGAGAAAUAAUAUACUCAAUGACUGUCAGCAUGGCUUUCGAGUCAACAGAUCAUGCGAGACCCAACUCCUUGAAUUUGCUGAAGAGUUGACGACCAACUUGGAGAACAGCAAGCAGACUGAUGUGCUUGUGCUGGACUUUUCAAAAGCGUUUGACCGUGUCAACCAUAGCUUGCUAUUACACAAACUGCAUAGAUAUGGGAUCCAAGGCACUACCAAAACAUGGAUCUCUAGCUUCCUCAGCGACCGAUGCCAGGCAGUAGUGGUAGAUGGCAAAACCUCCUCCUUUGUCGGUGUUAAGUCAGGGGUCCCCCAGGGCUCAGUGCUAGGCCCUUGUUUGUUCCUAGCAUAUAUCAAUGAUCUGCCAGAGAAGCUGACCUCUCAAGCAAGACUGUUCGCAGACGACACGGCGGUAUAUAGGACAAUCGUCAACAGCUCUGACCAGAGCCAGCUUCAACAAGACCUCAAUCGGUUAGCUGAGUGGGAGAUGAGCUGGGACAUGGAAUUUCAUCCCGUCAAGUGCCAGACCCUGUCAGUCUCCAGAAGCAGGUUCCCUCUAAACCACUCUUACGAACUGCAUGGCCAUAUUCUUGAGCCAGUUUCCUCCGUAAAGUACUUGGGUGUUACCAUCCAAAGAGAGGUCCGCUGGGACGAGCACAUUAACAGUGUGUGCAACCGGGCAAACAAGACCCUGGGGUUCCUAAGGCGCAAUCUGAAGAUCGGCAACUCAAGCGUGAAAGAAAAAGCCUAUAAAGCCUUUGUCCGACCUAUUUUAGAGUACGCUUCUACAGUCUGGGACCCAUUUACCCAGAAAAGCAUUUGUACAAGAUAACAAAUGGGCUGGUGCACUGCUCCGGAAUCAAACAGAAACUCGUUCAUCUUCCCCCCAGACUGCGACGAAGUCACGACAAACAGUUCCGGCUGGUAAAAACAAGAACAAAGUACAGAAGCUCCUCAUUCCUGCCGAAGACAAUAGGGGACUGGAACAAGCUUCCAAAAGCAACAGUUGAGGCGGCUACACUCGAGACAUUUGUGUCUAUUGCCUCCUGUAUUCCAACCCCCAGUUCAUAACACCACUGCUGAGUCGCCCUUGCAAUCAGUGAAGUAUCCCAUUGAAACCCAUGGACAGUAACAUUGCAAACCCCUCUGAAACAUAGGAGCCAGAAUGAUCAAUUCAUUGAUCGUGGGCCCUUAAAAUAAAGAAGACAAGAAGACCAUUUUUCUUAGGUGGCGCCACAAUGUUUUUAGGACUGACUUUGAAAAUUUAGCCGUUCGGUAAAUAUAUUCAACAACCAAGUUGACUUGGCAACCUGCAUUUGUCUGUGACUCUUUAUCAUAAUUUUUUUUUUGUUGAGUAUCAUGAAAUAUUCAACUUCCAGAUAAAAAGUAUUUCCUUAAAUUUAUUUUUAAACUUACAAUCUCAACAUUUUAAUCCCUAUUACUAAAGAAUGUAUUCACAUAAUACAAAUUCAGUUUUUGAGAUUUCCAAUUUUUAAAAAUAGUAAAUUCUUGAUGCUAAACUUAAAUAACAAGUGUUAUGAUUUAUCCAUUUUUAAUUUUCUUUUUUUUAUAAAGGAAGCAGCGACCCUAUUAGAAAACUUAAAGUAUCAAAUAAAAGAACUUAAACUUGAAAGAGAAGACAGAAUCAAGUUUGUGGAACAGAUGAAACUGGAUUUUAGAGACUUACAGGAUAUAAAAACUGAGAUCAUGCAAGCUAACCUUCACCUUCAGUCUGAGCUCGAGAACUUGCUGGGUGAAUAUGGCCAGUUGUCACUGGAAUAUGACAAGUUACGAAAACAUUCUAAAAUGGUGCAGGACAAUAAGACUUUCAAAGAUUUUGUUUUAUUGAAACGUGAGUUGGUGUCUUUAAAAGAUGAAAAUGAAGUCCUGAAGUUGAAAACACGGCCAAAUGAUUUUCUUCUUUUGAAAGAAGAAUUUUUGCCACAGCCUCCUCUAAAACCUCAGAAAAAGAAUUCCUUGGAUGUAACCAGAAGUGGCGCGAAAAGGUUGCUUUCAAUAACUUCAGGGCAGAGUGCUUCAUGAGCUGCAACAUUUCAUUCAUUGUGGGAAAAAUGUUAGUUGCACUGUUCUACAUUCAGGGAAUGCAAAAACAUUUUUAUUCAUUUAAAUUCCAUGGAAAACAGCCAACUGGUGUAUUUUCGACUGUUUUACUAUUGUACUCAAAUUAUGAACAGAUACGUAUUGACUUCUCUAAUGACUUCAGAUGAUUCUUGAUGUCUUAGAGCAAUUGAAUUUAUUUGUAUUUUCUGAGAAUCUUUAACUGUAAAAUAUAUGUUUGAAAAGAAUGCUGGUGUCUCCUUUCUGUCAAAAUUUGUAUUCAGCUCAGCUGAACAAUGCAAGACUUACAAUAUUGCUAAUUAAUUUCAGAAGUUGGAUAGUAACCCAUAUGGCCUAAUAAUGGGAUGUGUAGUCCUGCAUUAAGUGAGUCUAAGCAUCAAGUGAGUCUAACUCAUCAUUAUAACACCAGUUUGAAACUUCUAGUAAAAUUCUUUUUGAAGGUUGUUGUUUCCUUCAAAGAACACAGUUUGUUCAAUUCAGUCACAUUGUGCCAUAUUCAGGUUUUCAAUGUUCACCAAAAAUUUAUUUAUAGC
Molecule: messenger RNA, 7217 nt
Organism: Lymnaea stagnalis (great pond snail)
Lineage: Eukaryota; Metazoa; Mollusca; Gastropoda; Lymnaeidae
Source: the annotation of a GenBank genome assembly